This is a messenger RNA of Candidula unifasciata, 1239 nucleotides long. Lineage: Eukaryota; Metazoa; Mollusca; Gastropoda; Stylommatophora; Geomitridae. The record is from the annotation of a GenBank genome assembly.
AUGACACAGUAUUUGCCUCCAAACUUGCUGGCCUUGUUCGCUGCCAGGGACCCGCUGCCAUAUCUCCCUCCUGCCGACAAACUACCCCAUGAGAAGAAACGGGUUCCAUAUUCAGGCGUUGCUUCGUUUCUGGAGGGAUUCGAGGAUCCUAAAGAUACACCUCCCCCAACACGAGUGGAAACCAGAGAUGAACGUAAGGAGAGAAAACGCAAAGAGAGACAGGAGCAGCACGCUUACAAGUUAGAACAAGAUCUGGCUUUAUGGGCCCCAGCAACUAACCCAAAUGCCACAUCAAAUCCAUUCAGGACUUUGUUCAUCGCCAGAAUUAAUUUUGACACAAGUGAAUCGAAGCUUCGGAGAGAAUUUGAAGUUUAUGGGCCUGUGAAAAAAAUUUCUGUCAUCAAUGAUCGAAACUCGGGCAAGCCAAGGGGCUAUGCCUUCAUUGAAUAUGAGCACGAGAGGGACAUGCAUGCGGCAUACAAGCAUGCAGAUGGUCAUAAGAUCGAUGGGAGGAGAGUGUUGGUCGAUGUGGAAAGAGGCCGCACUGUGGAAGGCUGGAGACCCCGACGUUUAGGUGGUGGUCUUGGUGGCACCCGCAAAGGAGGCCCCGACGAGAACACAAGGUUUUCUGGAAGAGACGAGUUCAGUACUGUUGGCAAUGAUAGAGCUGGAGGCGGGUUUCAACCAAGAGUUGAAGACGAACGAGGGAUUCGGCGCAGAGAAAGAUCACCGAGUCGUGAACGCAGGCGCCGCAGCAGAAGCAAAGAGCGCCCGCGGCGUAGUAGGAGCAGAGAAAGGGUUCGCCGCUCAAGAAGUCGGGAGAGGAAGAGAAGCAGGGAGCCGAGGAAUGAGCGGGGUGAUGCAGAAGUUGUGGUUCCCGAAGAUGAGGAAAACAAUGCUGCUCGCCGAGAUAAGAAAAGAAGCAGGAGAAGCCGAUCCCGCGACCGAGGAGAUCGCCGUAGAAGUCGAUCCCGCGACCGUAAGAGAGGCAAGCGCUCCCGCUCAAAGGAUCGUAAGUUUAAGAUUAAGGAAGAGGACCUGCAGGCGGCAGCCCAGUGGGUUGGAGGAGACGAGGAUAGACAGAAUGGAAAUCAAGAUUACGGCAAUCAAGAUUUCGAGGAUAGCAUUCGGGUCAAGGAAGAGAAAGCGGAUGCUUAUGCCGGAUAUGGAGGUCCUGGCAUCAACAUGGAUCGUGGGGAGCAUGAGUAUGGUGAAUUAGAGGGAGAAGAGGGUUCUUGA